AUGGAUGGCGUAAGUAUCGCUGCAUCAAUUGUGGGCAUUGCCACGGCAGGCGUCCAAGUCUCUAUCAAGCUCGUCACUCUCGCAUCUCAGAUCAGCACCGCAUCAGACCGUAUUUCAUCCAUCGGGAAUGACAUCUCUCUUACAUCAGGCGUACUUCAUCAGCUGGGUGAACUGAUAAACCGGAAGACCACGGACGAUGGCAUCAGUAUCUUGAACCAAGAUGGCCUCAAGACUACGAAGACGUCCGCGGCGAUGUGCGAGAGGAUAUUUCAAGAAGUUGAAAAAGAGAUGAAGAGAGCGAGUGAGCAGCUGAGAAGAUACAAGCCAGGUCAAGGUCGGAUGAGCGGGGAAAAGAUCGAGUUGUCGAUGACUUAA
Messenger RNA from Letharia columbiana, 375 nucleotides. RefSeq lists its product as uncharacterized. The coding region runs from base 1 to 375 and encodes 124 amino acids. The record is from RefSeq and is a predicted model, not a curated record. Lineage: Eukaryota; Fungi; Ascomycota; Lecanoromycetes; Lecanorales; Parmeliaceae. The transcript has a single exon.